Molecule: messenger RNA, 243 nt
Organism: Brenthis ino (lesser marbled fritillary)
Lineage: Eukaryota; Metazoa; Arthropoda; Insecta; Lepidoptera; Nymphalidae
Source: the annotation of a GenBank genome assembly
AUGGAAACAAGCAAGAUCGCAUCACAUGUAAGAUGCGAGGGCCAUUGCCCCGCGCUGCGGGUCGCGCUAUCGACGGCGCCGCGCCCUUUAACACCACAUCCGUCGAGCUGGCUAUCUGCAACCAGUCGCCUACAUUUCCGUGAGAACAGCAGUCGCCACACUAAUCGCGCGCGUCGAGGUGACAUCAGUAUGCGCCGGCGCAGCUCUCAACACUUGUACGAGAUAAGACAAGGAUCUUUCAAG